CUAAAGUUUUAAUCUCUUUUUUUUUUUCUUGUGCUUCUUUCCUUGCUUUUCUUUACUCUUCUCAAUGGCGCCCUGUAAUGUUAAUUCUGAUUUAUUGUUUGAAAUUUUAUCGAGAAUGGAACUGAAGACGAUGAGGAGGUAUAGAAUUCUCUCGAGGGAAUGUAACAGUCUCACUUAUGAAUCAAGCUUCAUGCGGCUUCACUGUCAGAGAACAAAGACAAUAGCUGGAUAUUUUGUUCAGAGUUUAAGAAGCAAUCGGUACCAUUCAACGUUUCUGUCCAUAGACAAUCCAGGUCUUGACCCCGGGUUAAGCCUUGAUUUUCUACCCGAUCGGUCUCUGGAGAUUCUAGCUACUGUUGAUCAAGGUCUGAUGUUUUGCAUGAACCAAGGUCCAGAAAACCGUCAUUAUAUUUGUAAGCCAAGCACUCGACAAUGGGAAGUUCUGCCGAGUCCAAAUUCUCGAUAUUUUACUAGAAAGACAGCCAUGGUGGUGCUUCGGUCAGACCCUUUGCGGUUCAAAAUAGUCCGACUUUCAGAUGGUGAGUACAAUGACUCAGAGCUUGAGUUGGAAAACUCCAAGCCAGAGGUUGAUGAUUAUGAUUACAAACGCUUUCAAGUUGAAAUUUUUGAUUCAAAGAUAUGGGCAUGGGAGCAACUAGAUGAUUUAAUGUUGUCUUACGACGAGUUUUUCAACUCCAAGCCUGCCGUAUCUGCAUAUGGUGGGCUGCAUUGGCUUACUUCCAACAAAGAAAAAAAUAACAUAUUAUCCUUUUAUGAAGAUACUGAGAGUUGGGAGUUGGUUUCACUGCCAAACGCAUUGUGGGAGAGAUACUGGUAUUCUGUCAAUUUAACAGAAUACGAAGGGAAAUUGGCAUUCAUUUGCGUGAGUCCAGAUUUCAUCGAAUUAUGGGUCCAAAAUUAUUAUGGAGAAAAGUUUUGGACUAAGAGAGACUCGAUAAAUUUGAAAAGUUUUAAUCAAAAGAUUGGUCAUUCUUCAGCAAAUUCUUUUUACAAUGCUGAUAUUCUCUUCAUGAAUAGCUUAUUCAGCGCAAUUUUUUAUAAUUUCAAGACUGGUCAAUUUAAUCGGUUAGAACUUCCGUUGAAACACAUGCAUAUUGACUCUGCGUUUUUUAUUCAAACAGAUUCUAAGCCGAUCCGUUUCAGACAACACAAAAAAUCUUUUGCAUCGAAUAUUUUCACAUUACUUAUCUUUGUAGUAUUUUUGCUUUUUAUUUUUGAUUUGUGCCACUAUAAUUAUCUAAAACCGGGAGAAUUUAUGAUAUUUGUCAGAAUAGGACUGCGAGUGUCCGCUGUCCGCAUGAAUGAACAACCAAAGGAUGAAAACCUUAGUUUCUUUUGA
Durio zibethinus is the source of this 1360-nucleotide messenger RNA. NCBI's taxonomy places the organism in Eukaryota, Viridiplantae, Streptophyta, Magnoliopsida, Malvales, Malvaceae. The record is from RefSeq and is a predicted model, not a curated record.